Polypterus senegalus (gray bichir) is the source of this 3154-nucleotide messenger RNA. It is a transcript of the gene fzd5, whose product is annotated as frizzled class receptor 5. The record is from RefSeq and is a predicted model, not a curated record. Gene Ontology annotation, molecular function: Wnt receptor activity; Wnt-protein binding. The coding region runs from base 889 to 2601 and encodes 570 amino acids. Gene Ontology annotation, cellular component: plasma membrane. The transcript has a single exon. NCBI's taxonomy places the organism in Eukaryota, Metazoa, Chordata, Cladistia, Polypteriformes, Polypteridae. Gene Ontology annotation, biological process: non-canonical Wnt signaling pathway; canonical Wnt signaling pathway.
GGGGGCGUGGCUAUGUACAACUCUGUGUGGCUGUACUUCGCAGAUGGGCGUGGUCCACGCGAACACGCAGCCAACGAGCGGCGUACCCGGGAGAGCCUUGGCCGGCAAAAAGCGAGAUGCGAAGGUUUCGAGCAGGGGAGCUGCGAGUUCGCGUCGGUGAGCGGUGACUUGAGAGGCUCGCGGCUGCCUUGUUAGUAGAAGAGCGCGGUUUAGUAGUCGGAGAAAGUCCUGGAGGAAAAAAAAAAAAAGUUACUCGGCGACAAGUGUCACGAAUAGCGGCGGCGAGAGAAUGGACACCGCGACACCUGCUGCUUCGCCCUUUUGAGCGGGCUGGGUGAGCAGUUGAGAAGCAGCGGGCGAUGCCGCUGCGUCCGUCUACCUGAACGCCGAAGGGCAUCGCGUGUCAGCGCCGGGAAGGAGUGCGCAGGAGGACCGAGACGAGUGCAGAUGGCCGCCUCAAAACGAGCUGACGAAUCGGCUCGGCAGCGGGCCUUUCCUACUCUUUUCUUCAAAGUUCUCCAUUAGCUGGACAGCACGAGCCGCGGAGUGGCGUUCAUGUAAGAUUUGAAUUUAUUUAUUUUCUACAUUUGUAAUCCUUGGACAUUUCCAAAGCCCCGGGAGUGUUCUUCGUGUUAAGAUUUUAGAGAUCGCUUAGACCUGAUGGAAGUUUUAAAAACUCUGACGUUGUGCGUCAUGCCCUGCCUAGCAGGUGCAGUUUAUUACGUGGAUUAAUUCCAAGAAGAGCCCUUCUGCACCUUGUUGUCCUUUUCCUUCUCCUCCUUCCCCUCACCCGCAACAAAUGGAGUUGUAAACGGCGGACUGUAAAGUGGAUUAUGUGGCGUCCAUCAGUGCCUAAAGUCCAGAUUAGCCAAUGACAAGGAGAGCAUCAUGGAGCAGCCCACUAAAAACAUUUUAUCCCGAAUGCUCCUCCAGGUUGCCCUCCUGGCCCUUGCAAGGAUACCCAGAUAUGGACAGGCAGCCUCCAAGGACAUCGUGUGCCAGGAGAUCACAGUGCCCAUGUGCAAAGGGAUUGUGUACAACCAAACCUACAUGCCUAAUCAGUUCAACCACGACACCCAAGAUGAAGCUGGGCUGGAGGUUCACCAGUUCUGGCCCCUGGUUGAAAUCCAAUGUUCUCCAGACCUUCGCUUCUUCCUCUGCAGCAUGUACACCCCCAUCUGCCUGGCCGACUACAUGAAACCCUUGCCACCUUGCCGGUCGGUCUGUGAGCGUGCCAAGACUGGCUGCUCCCCUCUAAUGAGACAGUAUGGCUUUGCCUGGCCGGAGAGAAUGAGCUGCGAAAAGUUGCCCGUGUUGGGUGACCCCGACAAUCUCUGCAUGGACUACAACCACUCGGAGGCCACCACCCUGACUCCGCCGUUCCCCAAACCUACCCACGCUUCCAAGGCGUUCUCAAAGAGGCCCAGGGCCGAGUGCCACAGCGAGUGUCGGUGCAAGGAGCCAAUGGUUCAGAUAAAGAAAGAGAGCCACCCCCUGUACAACAGGAUCAGGACGGGCCAGGUGGUCAACUGCGCCGUUCCGUGCUACGAGCCCUACUUCACUCAAGACGAGCGCACCUUUGCCACCUUCUGGAUCGGCCUGUGGUCCAUCUUGUGUUUCAUCUCCACGUUCACCACCGUGGCCACUUUCCUGAUCGACAUGGAGAGGUUCAAGUACCCGGAGCGCCCCAUCAUCUUCUUGUCGACCUGCUACUUGUUUGUUUCCAUUGGGUACAUCGUGCGCCUCAUCGCUGGCCAUGCCAGUGUGGCCUGCAACAAAGACUAUCAUCACGUCCACUAUGACACCACGGGGCCGGCCCUGUGCACCAUCGUUUUCCUGCUUAUUUACUUCUUUGGCAUGGCCAGCUCCAUUUGGUGGGUCAUUUUGUCGUUCACAUGGUUCUUGGCGGCUGGCAUGAAGUGGGGCAACGAGGCUAUCGCCAGCUACUCGCAGUACUUCCACAUGGCAUCCUGGCUGAUCCCCAGUGUGAAGUCCAUAGCUGUUUUAGCUCUCAGCUCUGUGGAUGGAGACCCAGUGGCUGGCAUUUGCUACGUGGGCAACCAGAAUCUUGACAACCUGAGGGGCUUUGUCUUGGCACCCUUGGUGGUGUACCUGUUCACUGGGACCAUGUUUCUCCUGGCGGGCUUUGUCUCUCUCUUCCGUAUCCGGAGUGUAAUCAAGCAAGGAGGCACCAAGACUGACAAGCUGGAGAAGCUCAUGAUAAGGAUUGGCAUCUUCACCGUGCUCUACACCGUCCCUGCCACCAUCGUGGUGGCCUGUUACAUCUACGAGCAGCAUUACCGAGAGAGCUGGCAGCGCUCCCUCAGCUGCUCCUGUCCGGACAAUCAGCAGCCGGGACCGGACUACGCCGUCUUCAUGCUCAAGUACUUCAUGUGCCUUGUGGUGGGCAUCACGUCGGGGGUUUGGAUUUGGUCUGGAAAGACCCUCGAGUCUUGGAAACGCUUUACGAGCCGCUGCUGCAGGGACAGGAAGCCCACCAAUGCCUCCAUGUACAGUGAAGCCAGCAGCGCCCUGACGGCAAGGACAGGGGUGGCCAGUUCGGGGUCCUACCUUAAGCAAGUGCCCCUCUCUCACGUCUGAAUGGCCCUGUGAGGGGGGACCGGGAUUUGUGUGACAAUUAGGUGACAAACUUCAAAGUAAAGUUAAAUCUGUGGAGUGAGCCAAGGGGUCAUAACUGGCGAGAAGGACUGGGGGUCGGGAGGGGGGCACUGAACAGAGGAUAUGAAGGGGGGGGGGCAUGGAAACAGUUCUGUUGGGAGUUGUCCCACCACCCCUGGGUAGAAUGAUGGGCCUCGCCAGGCCAGCACGCUGUCUGUCACCGGGUCGGCCCGCACACGCUUUCUACAUCGGACGGAAGUCUGGCGAGGAGGAAAUCCUGUUGGGGGUCUUCUGGCUUCACUCCUCACACAGCAAGGCGACCUGUUAAAACAGAAUUAAAAAGAAAUGGCCUCUAGAAGACUCCUUGGCGCUGCCCUGGAAUAUCCAGAACAAUCGGGGGGCUUCAGGCUGAUCGCCAAUGGCCGCGCUGGGGGUCAGUCGGGUUCGCCAUCAGGCCUCUGGUCAGAGUCCUCAUUUUAUGACUUUUUAAAUAAUUUGAAUGUUGACAAAAGACCCUUAGAAGUUUAAAAAAAAA